This is a messenger RNA of Ricinus communis (castor bean), 2002 nucleotides long. RefSeq lists its product as uncharacterized. Lineage: Eukaryota; Viridiplantae; Streptophyta; Magnoliopsida; Malpighiales; Euphorbiaceae. The record is from RefSeq and is a predicted model, not a curated record. Bases 54 to 1637 code for a protein of 527 amino acids. The transcript has 6 exons.
AUAUAUAUAUAUGAUCUCGCUUUUGCUAAAGUGGAGUAGUGAGCGAAGCGAUAAUGGCGGAGGUGAGGGGAGGUAACACGUGGACAGAGGAGCUAGCUAGUUUAGUGGAGGACACUGGCAUGAUAUACUCUACCUCCUUCUCCGCCGCAGCCGGAGAGUCAAUCGGAAUAUCAACGCCGGCGGCCUUACUCAAGGAACCGGAAAUUACGGAAACGGAGAGUAUAAAGGAGCAGGUGACGGGGUUUAUGAAAGCGUGGGGAGAGAUGGUAUUAGAUUUAGGGAAAGGAUGUAAAGACAUAGUGCAGCAGAGUUUGGUGACUGAAGAUUCGUUUAUAGUUCAAAAAGUGGGAAAGCCAAUGGCUAAAGUGUCUGAUCGAUUUAAGUUUUUGAAUGAGUUUUUGCCUGAGGAUCGUGAUCCUGCUCAUGCUUGGCCUGUCAUUUUCUUUGUUUCUAUACUUGCUCUUGCUGCACUAAGUGUAAAUAGCCCACAUGAUAGCUCAGUCGGACCAGCGAAGAGAAUGCGAAUAUAUCCUCCAACUGCUAAUCGCAUACUGCUUCCAGAUGGUAGACACAUGGCUUAUCAUGACACUGGUGUUCCUGCAGACAGAGCUAGAUUUUCCAUUAUUGCUCCCCAUGCUUUUCUUUCUUCUCGGCUUGCAGGUAUUCCUGGAGUUAAACCAUCUCUGCUUGAAGAGUAUGGUGUUCGCUUGGUCACAUAUGACCUUCCUGGUUUUGGAGAGAGUGAUCCUCACUCCACCAGAAAUCUCAACUCGUCUGCGCUAGAUAUGCUCUUCCUAGCAAAUGCUGUUGGUCUUAGGGGCAAGUUUUGGGUGCUCAGUCACUCAAGUGGAAGCAUGCAUGCUUGGGCUGCUCUGAGAUACAUUCCAGACAGAAUUGCUGGUGCUGCUAUGAUUGCCCCAGUAAUUAAUCCAUAUGAGCAGCACAUGACCAAGGAAGAGAAGAGAAGAACUUGGGAACGGUGGUCAUCAAGAAGGAAAUUGAUGUACUUCCUAGCUCGGAAAUUUCCAAGUUUUCUCUCUUCUUUUUAUUGCCGAAGCUUCCUUUCCGGUUUUCAUGGUCGAAUAGAUAACUGGAUGUCUCAGUCACUUGGGAGGAAGGAUGAGAUUCUGAUUGAGGAGUCAACAUUUGAGGAAUUUUGGCAUAGGGAUGUGGAAGAGUCGAUCCGCCAAGGAACUACAAAACCAUUCAUUGAGGAAGCUGUACUGCAAGUGUCAAACUGGGGUUUCAGCUUGGCAGAUCUUCGGGUGCAGAAGAAGUGUAAGAGGAAAAGCAUUCUUCUUUGGCUCAGAUCCAUGUACAGUCAGGCAGAGUGUGAAUUGGCUGGAUUUCUUGGCCCAAUACACAUAUGGCAGGGGAUGGAUGACCCAGUAGCGCCACCAUCAAUGACUGACUACAUAAGCCGAGUUCUACCUGGUGCCGUGUUGCAUAAGCUUCCAAAUGAAGGACACUUUUCCUUUUUCUAUCUUUGUGAUGAAUGUCAUAGAAAGAUAUUCUCUACUCUUUUUGGAGAUGCCCUAGGUCCUCUUGACCAGAUGGUGGAAACAGAUGAAACUUCAAUAGAAGGAGCGAUUGAAGAAGCAUCAUCCAUCAGUGAUUCUGCCACAGGUGACAUUUGACUAUAGAUGAACUCGCUUCUCUCUCUUUUUGCCAACUUCUGUUGUAAAUAUCACAGCCACUUGCUCCUAAGCCAAAUGGAGCAUAAAGUUUGAGGCAUCUUCUUUCCACAUUUUUGGAGGAUAGGUUGAGGAAAGCAGUUAAAAGCAAAGAAGCUUCAAAUCUCAAUGAAGGUUUUCCAUUUCUUUGAUGCUCAUUAGUCUUUAGUCUUUAGGUGAUGCCUUUUAUUUUCCCUUCACAUGUAUAAAGAUUGGGUGGUCACAUUCUUUCGCAAAAAUAUUAUCUUGAUACUUAUUUUUCAAGGGAGUUUAACCUGCUUGAUGAUUAAUCAAAAUGCAGUAGUACUUGAAGAGCCGGGAUUAAUGGA